AGCCUCCUUCAUGGACCCGGGAUCCUGAGAGGGGCUGCCUCAGCUUAGGAUGGGCAACUGUGUCAAGUCUCCACUGAGAAAGCUCUCAAGGAAGAUGCACCAGGAGGAGACCAGCUAUACGGUGGUGCAGACGAGUGAGGAGGGGCUGGCGGCCAGCGGCGAGCUCCCCGGACCGCUCCUGAUGCUGGCCCAGAACUGCACCGUCAUGCACAACCUGCUGGGCCCAGCCUGCAUUUUCCUGCGUAAGGGCUUCGCGGAGAACAGGCAGCCUGACAGAUCACUGCGGCCAGAGGAGAUUGAAGAGCUCCGGGAGGCCUUCAGAGAGUUUGACAAGGACAAGGACGGCUACAUCAACUGCCGGGACCUGGGCAACUGCAUGCGCACCAUGGGCUACAUGCCCACCGAGAUGGAGCUUAUCGAGCUGUCUCAGCAGAUCAACAUGAACCUGGGUGGCCAUGUGGAUUUUGAUGACUUUGUGGACCUAAUGGGACCUAAACUCCUGGCAGAGACGGCAGAUAUGAUUGGAGUAAAGGAACUGCGAGAUGCCUUCCGAGAGUUUGACACCAAUGGUGAUGGGGAGAUAAGUACCAGUGAGUUACGAGAGGCCAUGAGGAAACUCCUGGGUCAUCAGGUGGGACACCGAGACAUAGAGGAAAUUAUCCGAGAUGUGGACCUCAAUGGGGAUGGACGAGUGGACUUUGAAGAGUUUGUCCGGAUGAUGUCCCGCUGA
Messenger RNA from Physeter macrocephalus (sperm whale), 730 nucleotides. It is a transcript of the gene CABP1, whose product is annotated as calcium binding protein 1. The transcript has 7 exons. The record is from RefSeq and is a predicted model, not a curated record. Gene Ontology annotation, cellular component: cytoplasm. The coding region runs from base 50 to 730 and encodes 226 amino acids. Gene Ontology annotation, molecular function: calcium channel regulator activity; calcium ion binding. NCBI's taxonomy places the organism in Eukaryota, Metazoa, Chordata, Mammalia, Artiodactyla, Physeteridae. Gene Ontology annotation, biological process: visual perception; regulation of voltage-gated calcium channel activity.